Messenger RNA from Paraglomus brasilianum, 503 nucleotides. NCBI's taxonomy places the organism in Eukaryota, Fungi, Glomeromycota, Glomeromycetes, Paraglomerales, Paraglomeraceae. The record is from the annotation of a GenBank genome assembly.
CAGUAAGUGACGAUCAUCCGGAGGAGGGUCAAAGUGUCGGAGUACACGUGACCCGGAAAAUCUCACCUACAUCCUGUCUAACUCUUGCCACCAUCAAACCUCUCAUGAUCGAAGGCACUCCCUACCUGAUAGAUCAAUGGGUGGUCAUCUUUGAAACCACCGAUGACCCGGACCUAGAAAAGCACCUACCACGAUUCAACCACAUUUGGGAAAAUAAGGUUUCUACUGAAUGGAAAUCUGCCCCAAAAGUUUGCUACUUAUGUGACCAGGAAGGUCACAUAAAAAAAGACUGCAUCCAAUUUAGGGAAUUUAUUGAAUCUAGACAAAAUGCACACAUGAAUAAGGACCUGGGGAAUGUGAACAACAGCCCAGUAAAGGAAAUGGACACGGAGCUUUUAAUAACUCCUUCCCAGAAUAAAAAUACCACAAGCCUGACACCUUCCCAGAAUAAAAAUACCACAAGCCUGACACCUUCUUUGGAAAAUGAGAUAACAAUGGAGGAA